Molecule: messenger RNA, 736 nt
Organism: Vigna unguiculata (cowpea)
Lineage: Eukaryota; Viridiplantae; Streptophyta; Magnoliopsida; Fabales; Fabaceae
Source: RefSeq, a predicted model, not a curated record
AUUCUUGCUUCUGAGUUUCCUUCACUCAAGAAUUAUAGAAGCUGCGAUAUAUCACCUUCUAGUUGGUUUUCUGUGGCCUGGUAUCCAAUAUAUAAAAUACCAGUGGUAUCAUCAAUGAAGAGGGUGGAUGCAUCUUUCCUGACCUACCAUUCCCUGUCAGCUGACUCAAAAAGGAAAAACCAACCGGAGUUUUGUAGCAGGAAGGUCCGUGAUGACGAUGGAUCCUUAAAUAUAUCUCUUCCCACUUUUGGCCUUGCCGCUUAUAAGUUGAGAGGCUCAAUGCUAGCUCCUCGUAGAGACUCUGAAUGGCACAAAGUGGAGUCUCUAUUGGAAGCUGCUACUGACUGGCUACAGAAUUUGCAGGUGAACCACCCAGAUUACCUGUACUUUGUUAGCCGCAGUACCCUGUACAGAUAAUGACGAAAAAUUCAAAAUAUUCUUCCACAUACUCAGAGUCAGAGAAGCUCCUGCAUAGAGAGUGUAGCAUCGAGAUGAAACUGAAUUGAUAUGCCAAAACAUUCUUACUAACUACAUUCAGUCUUAGCUUAGCUGUGUUAUUUUCGGUCUGUCCACAAGAGUUGCGAUGACAACCUCUUGAGUUUAGUAAUGAUUUACAGACACGUUGUUUAUGAUUGGACUAUAUUAAAGUCCCGAGAAAUGCUAUAUGCAGUAGGAAUUUGUAUGCCAUAAGAGUAAGACAUGAAAGAAGUGCAGUAUAUUUGUGUUUUUCCUUGUU